Melampsora larici-populina 98AG31 is the source of this 2118-nucleotide messenger RNA. RefSeq lists its product as uncharacterized. Lineage: Eukaryota; Fungi; Basidiomycota; Pucciniomycetes; Pucciniales; Melampsoraceae. Gene Ontology annotation, cellular component: EMC complex. Bases 1 to 2118 code for a protein of 705 amino acids. Gene Ontology annotation, biological process: protein folding in endoplasmic reticulum. The transcript is spliced from 11 exons. Gene Ontology annotation, molecular function: protein binding. The record is from RefSeq and is a predicted model, not a curated record.
AUGAGAUUGAGUGUGAUGUGUAUUGGGUGUUCCCUGGUGGCUCGCUUGGGUUUGGAUCGAUUGAAAUUUACUUCUAAUCUCAACAUUGAAAAUGAUCCAACUUGGCAUCUUCCUCUUAUCGGUCGACCCACUUUGAAAUCAACUCAAACUUCUCCUUCUCUAAGUUUUCUAAGACAUUCAAAUCCAACCGUUCGAUUAUCGGGUUCAUUACCUUCUAUCAUUCUUACUACAACUCAAAAUAAUCUUUUAGCAGCUCUCAAUCCUCGUAAUGGUUCAAUAAUUUGGAGAUUAGUACUUCCUACGAAAGAACCUAUUCUCCGACAUGCUGUAAACUUGGAUCACAAAUUGAUUGGACUGGUAUCAGGAGACAAAGCUACAACAACAAUCAGGUUACUCACACUUAAUCAAGGCCGAGUUCUAUGGGAGCGACAUAUUCAAAAAGCUGGAGAUGAAAAGACGGGAUCCUCAGAUAAUUCAUCUCAUAACCUCGUUGACUUGAUCUUCAGUACCGAUCAACACUCUCCAGAAGCCUCAAAGCCUGAUCUCAUUGUCGCUUGCUGGGGUCAAAAAGUUCUUAGACUGAAGGGUAAAAGUGGAGAGGUACGAUGGACAUGGUCAUCGGAUUCACCGAACAGCUCAGUGGCCCGUUUGCUUGUAUAUCCUUCAUCAAUCCCACAAAUUGAAAGUUUGAGUUUCAAGAAUCUACCUGAUGGUACUUACGAGACCCAUAUCAGUACUUUAUCAAGUUUAGAAGGACAUCUUCAAUCUACUCGAACUCAGUCUAAAUUUCAAUGUCGAAAAACACCUGAAGGACCUCUUCUCCUUAACAUUCCGUCUACCUCACUACACGCAAUAGUUUGUGUUAAUCCUGAUGGAAAACUUUCUUCUGUACAAAUUGGACCCGUUCAGCAAUCGGAAUCUGAUUCUUCUAAAGCUUUAAAGCUUUCCUCCUAUUCUGAACCUGAUCAGAAUGAUGCGCCCAUACUUCAAGAUAUUGGCUUAGCUCAUCACGGUAUCUUUUUGGCUAGGUUUGGAAAUGGACAUGCGACUGUAUUACGUAUGACAGAAGACGGUUCUUUGAAAUCUGCUUGGCAAUUUGCUGAUGAAGUUUCAGAUGCUGCCUUCGCAGGAGCCAUUGAUCGAGAUGGUCUACCAUACGUCUCAAGAACCUUCUAUGCUAAAUCACUUGCUCUAGGCAAUUUUGAAAUCGUUGCAUUGACACCUACUGAAUUUACUCCUGAUGGAAUCACGACUGGACUUACUUUCAACCAUGAUCAAGUUGAAAAUGGAAAAAUAUCACAAAUCGUUGUAGAAGUACUUGAAACUAAAAACUAUGUACCUUAUUCUAGAUCAUUAAUGGUCACUGAAUUAGGUACAAUUCAAUUAUGGCAAGGAGCUGAACUAAAAUGGGAAAGACAUGAAGAUUUAAGUGAAGUAGGUGCUAUUGUACCUUAUCAAGCUUCUAAAGGAGAUAUUUCACUUUUAGGUGUUACUCCUUCAAAUUUAUUGCAAUAUGCUCUUCAAGCUGUCAAGGAAAGUUUGGCAGACUUUUUGGAUAUGAAGAUAGUUAGAUCUAAUUCAGUUUCAAAAACAAAUUCUGAAAGGGUUUGGUUUAUUGGUACUUCAACUGGAAGGCUUUUUGCAAUUAAAGAUGGAGCUGAUCAAAUUGGAAAGAUUUUAUGGAAAAAAACUAUACUUGGAUCUGGUUCUGAAAGUGUUCAGUGGAAGAAAUUAGGAGUUGUUCAUCAUGAAUUGGAGGGUUCUAAAUUUGUUUUGGAUACUGCUUUGUCUUGUGAUGGGGAGGAAUCAUUGGCAGUCAAGGCUCGCGUUGACUUGCUUGAAGGUCGGGCUUUGUUCAAAUACCAUAAUCCGAACCUGGUUGUUGAACUUAAUGAAGAAAGUGGAUCCAGGACAAUAGAAGUAUCCGAUCAGCACACAGGUUCAUUGGUAUGGUCGUUUGAGAUGGAAAGUGGGGUCGAUACAUCUUCGAUCUUAGGAUCGUUAACAGAAAAUUGGCUAGUACUUGCAGCCCAAGAUGACUCGAUGGAUGGGAUGACACGAUUGUAUUCGAUUGAAUGGUAUAUGAGCUCAAAAGCUGAUAUUAGAGUAGAUGGGUAA